This is a messenger RNA of Phragmites australis (common reed), 1195 nucleotides long. Its product is annotated as vacuolar protein sorting-associated protein 60.1-like. The transcript is spliced from 7 exons. Lineage: Eukaryota; Viridiplantae; Streptophyta; Magnoliopsida; Poales; Poaceae. Gene Ontology annotation, cellular component: multivesicular body. Gene Ontology annotation, biological process: late endosome to vacuole transport via multivesicular body sorting pathway; vesicle budding from membrane. The record is from RefSeq and is a predicted model, not a curated record. Bases 224 to 907 code for a protein of 227 amino acids.
GUUGAGACUGUAACUAAUUUAUGUAGGUUUAAUUGGGAGGUCAGAAAGAAAACCGUGUUGACGGAGCGAGUCAGAAGCAGAGGGAGGUUGCAGGAGGAGGUUGCAGGGGAGGGAGGGAUCUCCCCUCCCAGUUCUUCACCCCAUCCAUCCACCGAUUUCUUUUCUCAAUUUCGGCUCGGGUGCCCACCACCAUUCCCCUCCUCCUCCUCCAUCCAAGGAGACCAUGAAGAAGAUCUUCGGCGCCAAGAAGAACACGGACCCGCCGCCCACCAUCCAGGACGCAACCGAUCGAAUCAGCAAGCGGGGCGAUACCGUCGAUGAGAAAAUCAAGAAGCUGGACGCCGAGCUGGCCCGCUACAAGGAGCAGAUCAAGAAGACGCGCCCCGGCCCCGCCCAGGAGGCCGUCAAGGCACGAGCCAUGAGGGUCCUCAAGCAGCGAAGGAUGUAUGAAGGACAGCGUGACAUGCUGUACAACCAAACAUAUAACCUUGACCAAGUUGCUUUUGCGGCGGAGGGGCUUAAAGACGCUCAACAAACUAUGACUGCAAUGAAGGCUGCCAAUAAAGAGCUAAAAGGAAUGAUGAAAACUGUCAAGCUCGAAGAUAUAGAUAGCAUGCAAGAUGAGAUGAUGGAUCUUAUGGACGUGAGCAGUGAAAUACAAGAAACUCUUGGUAGGAGCUACAACGUCCCUGAUGACAUUGACGAGGAAGAACUUAUGGGGGAACUUGAUGCUUUGGAAGCUGACAUGGAUUUCGAAUCAGAGUCAGUCCCAUCUUACCUUCAGCCAGAUCAAGAUUCUGAACUUAACUUACCUGCUGCACCAACUGGCCAUGCAGCUCCACCAAAGCAGCAGCAGGAGGAUGAACUAGGAUUGCCCACAGUGCCACAGGCAUCCAUUCGUAGCUAAACAGUCAUGGAUCUUGAACUAUGUGAAAGUUUGAUGUUUUGUGCAUGAACAAUCCAUUUAAUGCAACUUUUCCUCAUAUAGCACUACACUAGGAUUUGCUGUCACUUGUGUAGGGUGUAAAUUUAAUUGAUUGGGACAUAGCAUCCUGUUUUCGUGAUGGUCCUGACAUUAUGGAAUAAUGAUGAUAUGGAAUACAUGUUAAGAUUUGUUUCCAUCCAUUUUGUUUGGGCGUGUUUUGUUGUUCCAUUGAGUUUGCCUUUAUAUAAUGAAGUCGAAACAUUUGGAAAA